This is a messenger RNA of Paramecium sonneborni, 4869 nucleotides long. Lineage: Eukaryota; Ciliophora; Oligohymenophorea; Peniculida; Parameciidae. The record is from the annotation of a GenBank genome assembly.
AUGAUGGAAAUAACUUAAAGGCUAAUCGAACAUUACUUAGACUUAAUGACUUCAUCUCCGAAAAUUCAGUUAGGAGAAUCACUAUUUUAAAGCGCUAUUUUAUUAUAACUUAUUUUGAGACUCCAUUUCAUAUUUCCAUCAGAUGGAUGGAAUAUAUGGAAAUAUGAAGAUUAUAAACUGCAUGUUCCUUAUGUCAUGUUGUCAGUUUUAUAUUAAGAAAUAUCAGAUGCACUUAAAAUACUUCUCAUAUUAUUUAAUGUUACAAUCUUCAUUCUCAGCUUUUUUAAAUUUCAAUUUGUUUUCUAUUACAAUAACCUUUUAUGGACUAUAUUUUAUAUACCUUAAGUAGCAAUGCUUUCAAGUUCAUCAGAAAAUAUUGGAAUUUCAAUUUUUGGAAUCCUAUUUCUUUUUUUUAUUCUAGUAUUUAAUCUCUAUUUUAAUCGUUCCACUAAAUUUAUUCAUAGUAAUCCAUUUGUUAGAAAAUUUACUUAAUUAACAAUAAUUAGUGCUGCUUUAGAUACUAUUUGUUAUAUAGAUUUUGAAUUUCACAUUUUAUAAUUGAUUUUAUUACAUAUCUAAGGAAUAGUCCUUUGCUUAGACAUUAUUAUAUUUAAACCUUAUAAAUUCUAAUUGAAUAAAAUAGUAUUUUAGUAUAACUUUCUAUUUUACGCUUUGGUUAUAAUUCAUACAAUAUUACUAUUUAACAAAUCAGAAGAAAAUAUGUUUUAUUUUUCUAUUUUAAUUGGAACUUUAGCAUAUGCUCUUUCAUUUUAACUUUAUGAUAGAAAUACAGAUAUGGAUUCAUCUAAUUAAUUUACAAUUUUAAUUUAGUGUUAAGAAUUUUAUUAAUCGUAGGAUAUUUAAUAGUAUAUAAAUUUAAAAUAUCAUAAAACUAAUUGUAAAUUGUAAUAAAAAGAUUAGAGUAAAAAUGAAAUAUUAAUUUAUUAUUUAGAAUAUAAUAUUUCAAUUAACAAAAAGUAGAAAAUAGAUUAUGAAAUCUUAGAAUUAGCUUUAAUUCACUUUUUAUGUAUUCAUAAAGCUCCAUUAACAGCCCUUUGUAGAUUAAUAUAAUAUUAUAAUAUCCCUUAAGAUCAUUCCUUGUUCUUUCAGAUUACAUUUCCAAGUUAGCAUAAAUAAUUAUGGAAUUCUGUUAGAAAAGUUUAAGAAGGAAUAAAUCAACUUUUAAAGGCAGGAUAAUAUUUAGAUCAUCGUAUUUUAUCUACAAAAGAUAUAUAUGAGGCAGUGAAAAUAAGAGAAAUAUCAAUGCCUUUGAUUUUGAGCACUCUAGAUUAUAAAAUAAACUAUUGGAAAUAAUUAAUAUCUUUGAUAACAAAUUUAAAGAAGCUUUUUUAGACAACAUGUUUAAUGAGUUAAAAAUUAAUCGAAUGUAAAUUGCUACUUUAAAAGUUAUUUAAUUGCAGUAAUAUAGAAUAAAUUGAAGAACCAAGAACAAUAUUAGAAGUUUUAAUUCUAAUAAUUUAUUAUGCAAUAAUUAUAAAUGAUCAUGAAUAAGCAGUAAAAAUGUAAAAAGUAAUGAAUGACAUUUUAAGAUCAGAAACUCUAACUGAAGGAAAAUUACUUAAUGGUAAUAUUAUUGAAAACAAAAUUUGUUUGCUUUACACUAGUAUUGUUAAAUCAUAAGGAUCUAUAAUUAAAUUAAAUGCAUAAUAAAUUGCUUAAUUUUGGGGAUAUGAAAAUGAAAUGGAUUUCAGAGAUAUUAAACAUAUAAAUUAAUUAAUGCCAGAUUUUUUAGCAUCAGUUCAUGAUUAAUAUUUAGAAAGAUUUAAGAAAUUAGGACAUAGUAUUUUAUUCGGUAAAAGUAGAACAAUUUUUUUGAAAGGAAAAAGUAACUUCUUCAUUCCUGCAGAUAUUACUAUUGAUAAUUUCUUUAUCAGUUAUGAUGAUUAUGUUAUUACAGCUGCAUUUUCAAAAACAAAAGAGAAAUGUCUUUUUAUGUUGUUUGAUCAUAAAGGCAGAAUAUUAGGAGUUAAUAAUCUAAUGUUCAAAUUAAUGUAAUCAAUAGAUAAAACAAUUACUUUAGAUCAUCUUACAUCUGGAUAUGUUUUUCAAUUAAUUCCUAAAAUAUUUAAUUUAAUCAAUGCAUAUCGAAAUUCUGAAGAUGAAGCUAAUUAAGAUGAUAAAAUUAUUUUAAAAAUUGGAAAUCCUAUAAAAUAACAGUUCUCUAAAUUAAUGUAAAGUUCAAAAGCAAAAAAUAAACAUUAAAUGUUUUAUGCAGGUUUAUGGACAACAUUUGACACACCAGAACAUUUUUAAAUGAACUAAAAUUAAAAAUCAAAUUUAAAUCUAAAUUUACUUGAUUCUGAAAAACCUAAUUGUGAUCUUUUUGACGAAGUAUAUUAAUAAAAGAUGCAACUAUAUAUAGAUUAAAAUGUUUAAACUACAAAUUUCUAAAUUAAAUGUUACUUAGAAUACUUAAUACUUGGAUACUAAAAGUCAAUUCCAUUAUUUACUUUAGAAAUAAAUGAUAUUAUUUCUGUAUUUGAUUAAGAAAAUGGAGAUACAUUCUCAUAAAAUAGCAUGCAUAAUGUUGAAUUAUCAGAUCUAAACAAAUCAAGUCAUUUAAUGUUAAGUUCAAUUUAGGAUGAAAGUUUUUAAAAAAUAAAAAUAGAUGAAAAUGAUAAAUAAUAAUAAUAUCCAGAAAUAUCUUUAAUGAGAGGAAGAUAUGAUUAAUCUUUUUUUGAUCAACUAUAAGAAUCUUCUAGAUAAAUUUUAGCUCCAUUUUCAUAAAGAGCAACUUUUAAUUUAAUCAAACAUAAAAGUAUGAAUGAUGAUUCUAAAUACUUAGAAGAUGAAUUUAAAAUUAUCAAAUUAUAAUAAGAAAUAGGAUAUGAAAAUUAAAAUUUUUAAUUAUAAUACACAAAAAAUAAAACUGUCCUUGAUAAAUUAUAAGAACAAUAAUCAUCUAAUAAUAAUAAUGAAUAAUAAUUAGAUUAAAAAAAUGAAAUUUAAGCUGUUAACUCUGGUGGCUCUAUUGCAAGAAGAUCAAAAAAUCACCAUUAUGAAUUAUUAAAAUUGAAAUCUAGAAAUUAAGCAAGACCCAUAUAAUUAAGUUUUAUUAUUUUAUUAGAUGUAUGUAUUAUUUUAAGCAUAAUCAUAUUUAACAUUCUAAAUGUGAUAUUUAUAAAUAAGCAAAGAGAUAAUGGUAACCGUUAGUUACUUGAAAUGUAAGCCCCAUAUAUUUUUAAUGGAUUUUAUUGUGAAAUAACUUCUUUUGAUAUACUUUAUAAAUUAUCUAAAGUAGAUGGAAUUCAAAUAAGUUAAAAUUUAUUAAACUCUAUUGAAUAAAGAUUUAAAAAGUUUAAUUAUUUGCAAAAUAUGUCAGAAUUUCAAACUGUAUUUCACUAAAUUGAAUAAUAAGAGAAUUUUUUAACUUCCAAUAUUACAUUACAUUAUAUUGAUUAAGCUGAUGAAUUAAAUUCAUCUUAUACUUUUUAUUAUUCAAAACUUACUAUUUAUUUCAGACAAUUGAUUGAAUAUUAUUAAGAUUAUGACUUUAAUAAUUUUAAUGAUCACUUUUUUUAACAAUCUCUUUUUCAAGUAUUAAAUUUAGAAAAUAGCACAUAAUUGUUUAGAUUAUUAAUUAGAUCAUUAAUAGACAAAUUCUAUGUUGAAUUAGAUUUAAAUGAUGAAUUUAUUUUAAAUUUAUUUAUCAUUUAAACUAUUCUGUAAUUCUGCCUUUUUAUCUUAUAAUUUUGGUUUCUUUUUGAUUUAUUAAAAACUCAUGUGAAAAUUCUAAAUCUUAAUUGUAGAUUAUACGAAAAAGACAUUUAUGUUACAAUUUAGAAACUCUAAAGUGUGAGAGAAAUUUUAAAUGAUAAAUAUUCAAUAAAUUGGAAGAAGGCAGAUUAUGUACACAUUAUAUAUUAACCUUUGAAUAAAGAGUAAUAAAUUAAUACAACAAAUACUAAACAAAACAAGACAACCCUUCUAUCUUCAAGAAUAUAGUAAUCAACUUUUAACAUGUGUUCGAUUUCAGCAUUUUUGUUUACUUUAUUAUUAAUUAUUCUGAUAGUCAAUAUAGGAGGUUUCCUAUUUAAUUCUCAAAAAUAAAAAUAACUCAUGCCAUCUUAUAAAUUAGGUGCUGAAUUUCUUCAUUUCACAAUUUAAGUUGAUUCUAUUAUUAGUAAUGCAAUUAGAAUCAAAAGCUAAAAUAUACUUUUAAGUUAGAACUCUUUAACUGAAUCUAUAUCCUAAAAAACAUUACAAUCAUCUUAAAACUAUUUCAAACAAGAUCGCUAUCAAAAUCUAACAAAUUUUUAUUAUUUGGUAGAUUCAUUUAAACAUAGCUAAAUUCAAAUCAUACAAAAUUUAAUCAAUAAUCCUAAUAUUGAUUCAAAAAAUGCUGACAUUUUAAAUUAAUUAUUUUUUUAAGAUAUUUGCUAGCUCUUUUGCCCUAAUUCACCUGAUAUAAAGGAUAAUUGUACUUAUCUAUAUAAUAAAGGAAUAAUAGGAAUAUAUACAAAAAUUUUAAAUUAUAUUGUCAGCUUCUAUAAUAUUGAAUUAGAAAAUAAAGAACUUGAUGCAGAUUUCUAAAAUACUCUAAAUAUACUCAAUUCAGCUGAUUUCAAUUAAAUGUUUGGUAGACAUUUUACUAAUGCUAAAUUGGCUUUCAAUUAAUUUGCUUAAGAAAAUUUAAAAUUAGCAUUUGGUUAAAUUGAAGAUAAUUUUAAUGAUACUUUGAUUUAUUUUCUAAUAACUGGGUAUUUAACAUUAAUAGCAAUUGGAUUAGCUUUAACAUAUUUUGUUAAAGUUCAAUAAAAUUAAAUUAACUUGAUUAGAUUAUCCUUAACCAUCCUACCAGUGGAAUUAAUUGAUUAAUAAGCUAUAAAUAUUCUUCGUUAAUUAUGA